Molecule: messenger RNA, 1832 nt
Organism: Homalodisca vitripennis (glassy-winged sharpshooter)
Lineage: Eukaryota; Metazoa; Arthropoda; Insecta; Hemiptera; Cicadellidae
Exons: 2
Coding region: 156-1382 (408 amino acids)
Source: RefSeq, a predicted model, not a curated record
CACUUCAAUAAUAUAUCAGCCAUCUGUUUGUGAACAUCCACAUUUUUAAAUGGGAUUUUGUAGCUUAUUAUUAAUAUAUUAACAUCUGAGGUGAACUUGCUGCUGAGGACUUCAUUUAUAAGAUAAACUACUCUGGUGUAAUUUUUACUGGAAAGAUGGUUGAUGCAGUUCCACAUUGGAUUGACAAAUCGUUCUUAACGCUUUGCCUUACUGGUGGUUUAAAUGAGGAGAAGAGUGAUAUACAAGUUUCUUCUUUUGAAGUUUCGUCUCUUCUUCCCCCAGGAAACAACUACAGCAGCUAUCUGCUGAGGGUUAAAGUUAUCUUCAACAGGGCGGGAAUUACAAGUAACCAGUCACUCAUCAUCAAAUAUCUCACAGGGAAUGACGAAAUCACUAAACUAUUUGAUAAACUUUUUGAUACAGAGCCUUCAUUUUACAACCAAUAUCUUCCAGAAGCGUUGAAAGUCAACGAUAGUUUACCUGUACCCAGGUCAUUCUACUCUCCAAUAUCUAAUAUUAUAAUCCUUGAAGAUUUAAGUGCUGAAGGUUACAAAAUGGGCGACAGAUGCAAAAUGUUGGACUUUGACCAUUGCAAACAUUUCUUCAUCGCCUCUGCUAUUUUCCACGCCACGUCGGUUGCCGUGUACAAGAAGCACCCUGACAUUGUCACAUCGAUAGCAGUCGAUCCUGUGUUCUCCAAAGAUUUAGCGGAGAGUUGCGUGAAAAUACACAAAGGACUCAUGAUUCAAGGACUGUUGUGUAUGGCCGAUAGAUUAGAACGUAUCAACAAGUACCAAGCGUAUGCUGAGGUAGUGCGCAACUGUACAAGUGAUAUUUGGGAUAGGGUUGUAAACCUCCAUCAACAAAACUAUAAAUUAAAUGUGCUCCAGCAGGCAGAUCCUUGGACACCAAAUAUGAUGUUUAAGUAUGAUGAAGCUGGCAAAGUGACAGCAAUUAAACUUCUGGAUUUCCAAGCGACAAGAUACAGUUCUCCUUUGUGCUCUUUGGUUUUCUUCAUCUGGACCAGUGCAAGCCACGAGGUCCGUGAGCAAAGACUUGAGGAACUGUACCAUAUAUACUGUGACGUGCUCAAUGCGAAACUCGAGGAACUCGACUGCUCUGAGCGCUUGUCUUAUGAAGAAUUCCAAGAUGGCAUCAAGACCCUAAGUCCUGCAAUACUCGCGAUAGCUGCAUAUUUCUUUCCGUCUAUCACAAGCCCUCGGGUUACCGAGAUUGGAAAGACGAUCAACACAAUAUGUGAAGGGACAAGUAACCCUUAUGAUGAUUACUAUGAUGCAGAGUUUUGUGAAAAAAAUUUUGUAAGACUUGUAGAUCAGUUGGCUGGUCAAGGAGUAUUCGAUGCCUUGCAAAUAAAAGGCUGAAAAUCAUACUUUUCAUUGUUCAUACUUUUUAUACUCGAUUUGAUUUAUUAACAAAAGGAAAUGUUUUAUAUUUAAAAUGUUCAAACAGCUAUCAUAAUACUUUAAAGCAAUUAUUUGAAUGAGAACGCAACGUAAAUGUAACCAAAGACUAUGUUAAAUAUAAAGUGUAGGUUUAAAAAUGUAUCAUUUUGUUCCAAUUAUUUAGUUAUUUCAAAGAUCAGUUAGCAAAAUAACGUGAACUUUAUCCUCUUUCCAUCACUAACCUUUCUUGAUCGUACGUAUUCAAAAUUUAUUUUUAUUGUCAAACUUUAUAAAAUAUAAUAACUUUUGUAAACAUUGGAUUUUAAAAUACUGGUAUUAAAGAAAUUACUAUAUGUAUCGAUUCAUAGUUUAUAUUAAGGAAAUUGAUGUAAGUUUUCAUGUACAAUAAAAGUUAUAAUUAUAUUUGAA